Messenger RNA from Chinchilla lanigera (long-tailed chinchilla), 2731 nucleotides. It is a transcript of the gene Limd1, whose product is annotated as LIM domains containing 1. Gene Ontology annotation, molecular function: transcription corepressor activity. Lineage: Eukaryota; Metazoa; Chordata; Mammalia; Rodentia; Chinchillidae. Gene Ontology annotation, biological process: response to hypoxia; regulation of DNA-templated transcription; negative regulation of hippo signaling. Gene Ontology annotation, cellular component: transcription regulator complex; nucleus; adherens junction. The record is from RefSeq and is a predicted model, not a curated record.
CCGCCGCUCCCGCUCCGCCCGCUGCGCCCGGAGCCCCCGCCCGGCCCGGACACCUGCACGCAGCCAGCAUGGACAAGUACGACGACCUGGGCCUGGAGGCCAGCAAGUUCAUCGAGGACCUGAACAUGUACGAGGCCUCCAAGGACGGCCUCUUCCGCGUGGACAGGGGCGCGGGCAACAACCCUGAGUUCGAGGAGACGCGCAGGGUGUUCGCCACCAAGAUGGCCAAGAUCCACCUCCAGCAGCAGCAGCUGUUGCAGGAAGAGCCGCUGGCCAGGGGCGGCCGGGCUCCUGUCCACGGCGGGGGCCACCCGGGGCCCACGCUGGCUGCUGAUGGGGCUGCCAAGCCCCCUCUUGCGGCCUCCGCGGCGGCCCCCGGGGUGGCUGCCACCGCGGCUCCUGGCCAGCCUGCGCACCCAGCCCUGGAGCAGAGGGCCGGGCCCAGGCCUGGUAGCCAAGAGCACGCAGCCAGGGAGGGCCCGGGGAGUUCGGAGAGGUCUGCUGGCCACCAGCCGGGCCCCUGCGAGGACCCGUCCUGCCUCACGCACGGAGACUAUUACGACAACCUGGCCCUGGCAAGCCCCACGUGGGGCGAGAAGCCCGGAGUGUCCCCCACCGCAGGCCUGGGUACAGGGAGCAGGUGGCCUGCUGCCCCUGGGAGUGAUCUCUCACUGCCCAGAGCUGGGGGAGACCGUCACCUGUACCAGCCACAGCUGUCCUUUGGUAGUGGCCUCCGUGGCCAGGACACGAGUGUUGGUGGCCCCAGCAGUGGGAAGUCGGCAGGCCUCUGGUCCACCGCCUCGUCCCAGAGGGUGAGCCCGCUCCUUCCGUCCCCGGGCCUGGAGAACGGGGCCCCAUCACAGCCCAGGAGUCCUCCAGUGUGUGCGCCCCCGGCCCCCAGCCAGGGCGCCCUUCCGAGAACAAACGCGGGGCUAGGGUGUGAGGCCUCGGGUGUGCUGGCCAAGCCCACCGUGGAUGCCCAGCCGUGGUUCCAGGACGGGGCCAAGUCUCACCUUUCCAGCUCUGCCCCGUUACCCUCGCUGGCCGGCAAGGACGUCCCUGGCCCUGGGCCUAAGCGUGCCUUCGCGGACCCCGGCGCUGGUCCCAAGCUCGGCACCACUGGCCCUGGCCACCCAGGGUUACCCUCCCUGCAAGAGCUGUCAUGUAAAGAGGAUCCUGCUGGCUGGUCCCCCGACCGCGGCCUGGGCCCGGGGCUCCCAGAGGCACCCAGCUCCCCCAGGGUGAGGCUGCCCUGCCAGACCCUGCUCCCGGGCCCUGAGCUUGGCCCCUCCACGGCGGAGCUGAAGCUGGAAGCCCUCACGCAGCGCCUGGAGCGGGAGAUGGACGCCCACCCAAAGGCCGAGUACUUCGGAGCCUGCGUGAACUGCAGCAGAGGGGUGUUCGGGGCCGGCCAGGCCUGCCAGGCCAUGGGCAACCUCUACCACGACGCCUGCUUCACCUGUGCGGCCUGCAGCCGCAGACUCAGAGGAAAAGCCUUCUACUUCGUCAACGGCAAGGUGUUCUGCGAAGAGGACUUCCUGUACUCUGGCUUCCAGCAGUCCGCCGACAGGUGCUUUCUUUGUGGACAUCUGAUCAUGGACAUGAUCCUGCAGGCCCUGGGGAAGUCCUACCACCCCGGCUGUUUCCGCUGUGUCAUCUGUAACGAGUGUCUGGACGGGGUGCCCUUCACCGUGGACUCCGAGAACAAGAUCUACUGUGUCCGAGAUUACCACAAGGUGCUGGCCCCGAAGUGUGCAGCCUGCCGGCUCCCCAUCCUCCCGCCCGAGGGCUCGGACGAGACGAUCCGCGUGGUGUCCAUGGACAGAGACUACCAUGUGGAGUGCUACCGCUGUGAGGACUGUGGCCUGGAGCUCAAUGACGACGACGGUCACCGCUGCUACCCCCUGGAGGACCGGCUCUUCUGCCGCGCGUGCCACGUGACGCGGCUGGAGAAGGGGCCCGCGGCCGCCAGCCUCCCCCAGCGCCACUUCUAGCCCGCGGCCGCAGGCCUGGCGGGGAGGAGGAGCCGGGCGUCGCCUGCCGGGGGCUUCCAGGGCCCCUGGCUGGGACUGGGCAGCGGGAGAGGAGGGGCGGGCGGGCGGCCCCUUGCGCGUGAGGGCCGCCGUCGGCCAGGCCGCUUGUGCUCUCGGUUUCCCAGCGCCUGCCCGGGCCGGCUUACUCAGGAAGCCCCGUGUGAGUGAGGGCAGUGGCCCAGCUGCGGCUGCGGCACCCUCUGAAGCCCUUGCUCAACCCGAGCACCCUCUCCCCUGGGGCACGAGGGAGCAGUUCUGCUGAGGACUGCUGCACCCUUCCACUGCAGGCUGGUGAGGGUGCUUGCGCGUGCUUUGUGUCAGAAGAACUGGCUGGGAAACCAGAGCCAGGGUCUGAGCUCAGCGAGCUCCGACCGUGCUGUGUGUCCCUGGCCCCGAAGGUUUCCACUGGCACCGGGGCGCAGCAGAGGCUUGCCCAGCCCAGCCCAGCCCAGCCGGCUGCAGGACUGAGACCUCGGUGCAGGCACCAGGACUCCCACCCGUCUGCUGUCUGUCGGCGCUGCUUUGAUGGGAGCUCUCCAGUCUGUGCCUCGGGAGUGGCUUCUGCAGGGCUAGUCUCCAGGUUCCAAGUGGGGAUACCUCUGGGACCCAACUGAGCUUAUUUAAGAAUGGCCUUUUUUUUUUUUUUUUGUCUUUUUGAGGCAGGGUCUUGUUAUACAGUUCAGGCUGGCCUUGAAUUA